AUGUGUUCUCUCAGAAAGAUCUUUGGUACUUUCUUACUAACUGGCUCUCAUAUAUCCUGUGCAGUUGCACAGUCCACGGAGCAUCAGGCCACAAACUUGACCCUGACGGGGCAUAUUGAGCCUUCGGAGAUAUUCACCUUCGUCUACGUCCCAUUUGAAGUUUCUUCGGAUGUGACCUCGAUAUAUGUCUACCAGAACUACUCGUUCAAAGGCGCAGGUAACUCGCUCGACCUAGGCAUUUAUGAUCCUCGUGGUUUCUCCCCAAUCAACAGUCAAGAGGGUUAUAGCGGUUCGAGGGGGUGGUCAGGCGGGUUCCGAAGUAACUUUACCAUCUCUGCCUCCGAUGCUACCCCCGGAUAUAAUGCCGGCCCUCUUCUGCCAGGAACGUGGAAUGUCGUCCUCGGUCCGUACGCCUCCAACCGUUCGGGCAUCGACUGGACUCUGGAUAUCAGCCUCUCAUACACCCCUAACACCACUUUCUGGUCUCCUUCCUAUGCUUCGACGUAUAAGGAAUCCUUCGAGAGUCCUCAGUGGCUCCGCGGCGAUUUCCACAUGCAUUCCAUCUAUUCCGAUGGCCGCUAUCUGCCCAGCCAACAAAUCGCCAACGCUCUCUCUCGCAAUCUCGACUUUAUCUUUUUCUCCGAACACAACACUGAUACGGGAAACAAUGACAUCGGCAAAUGGAUCCCUACCAAUGCAUCACACCUGCUGAUUGGCCGCGCAAUUGAGGUCACCACCAGAUUCGGCCAUUGGCAAGCCAUAGGUCUUGAACGGCAGCAACAAGUUGAGUGGCGCUAUACCAACUCCUCCCACGACACGGGCUUUAUCCACGCAGCGACCCAAGUCCGCAACAGUGGCGGUCUCGUCUCCGUCAACCACCCGUUCCAGAAUUGUUCACGUUGCGACUGGACGCUCGACUGGGAUCACAAUGAUGCGAUUGAAGUGUGGAAUGGCCGGUUUGACCCGCUGGACCAGGUGGCGGUCGCGUUCUGGCAGAGUGAGUUGGUCAAAGGAAAGAAGAUCACGGCGUUGGGAGGAAGUGAUGCUCAUCACCCGCCGGAUAUUAACGGAUUGCCGACUACCGUGGUGAGGGUGACCGGGGAGAAGAGUCAGGCCAGCGUAGUGGAGGGAGUUAAAUUGGGCAGGGCUUACCUCGUAGAAGGGCCUGGCAUGGAGAUUGAGUUUGGGCUCCAGUAUGGCCAAGGGCUCAAGGCUGAGAUUGGAGAUGUGGUCGCCAAGAGAGUGUUGGAUAGCGAUACCGUAGCCGAGUUUGCUGGAACAGGAUUCGAGGGUGCCAGUGCGUGCUUUGUGAGUGAGCAGGGAUAUUUCAGAAACGAGUCGAUUACUGGCGGACAGCGGAUCAAGCAGGCCGUCUCCGGUAUGGACUUUCUGAGAGUUGAAGUCCGGAACUCGUCUGAUAUAUUACUCGGGUUGACCAACCCGAUAUAUUUCGUUUGA
Messenger RNA from Rhinocladiella mackenziei CBS 650.93, 1458 nucleotides. RefSeq lists its product as uncharacterized. The coding region runs from base 1 to 1458 and encodes 485 amino acids. The record is from RefSeq and is a predicted model, not a curated record. The transcript has a single exon. Gene Ontology annotation, molecular function: 5'-3' RNA exonuclease activity; 5'-3' DNA exonuclease activity. NCBI's taxonomy places the organism in Eukaryota, Fungi, Ascomycota, Eurotiomycetes, Chaetothyriales, Herpotrichiellaceae.